This is a messenger RNA of Pelodiscus sinensis (Chinese soft-shelled turtle), 3479 nucleotides long. NCBI's taxonomy places the organism in Eukaryota, Metazoa, Chordata, Testudines, Trionychidae. The record is from RefSeq and is a predicted model, not a curated record.
GAGCUAUUCUGUUCCAGGAAGCUGCAUAAGGAGCAAUCUACACUUGCAUUUUUGAUUUCUGACUCUCUUGAUGAAAAAUUUCUUGCAUAAGUUUGUUAAUUGUGAAAUGGCUUUUCCAGGUUUGGAAGAUUUCACACAUGAUGAUGUUUUAUUACUUUGAUCAACAGAGGAAUAACUAAGCCCUGGAUUUCUCCAUUCCAAUCAACUUUUUAGGAAGCUUUAUGUUUCUUUGAAUGCUUUCAUCACUACCAGCAAAGAUAAGAGACUAAAAUACCCUUCAAGAAGUGACAUAUAAUCUGUGAGGCAUGUAGCUCCAGACAGGCCUGUUCAAGAUGUAUCGAAUCUCCCACCUAAUGUCAACACAAGCAGCAAGUUCCUCGGUGUCUGAUAAAGAGCCCAAGCCAAGUCUGUCCCCUGAACACAUUUUGCCAAGUUACUCUUAUGCCUUUCUGAGUCGUGACACCUCGUAUGAAUGUUGUUCCAUAAACCCUUUGACGGGCUCAUUUUUCACAUGUCGCCGCAGUCCUCGGCUUCUUACUAACGGCUAUUAUAUUUUGACGGAAGACAGUUUUCUGUCUGACGACGACGGUAAUGUAACACUGACCCCAUCACAGACCAGUGUUACUUAUAAGGAGAAAUUAGUUAGAAUAUUCAGGAGGAGGAAGAAAAUCCGUCGCUCUCUCACCAGUCUGUUCAGGCUCAGUGCCUCAGAUUCAUGGCUCAACAGCACUGUCCUUAGCAACAUGGAUUCUCCUCAUGUAGACGAGACUUGGAACGACGGAGAUAGUAAACUAGAUGUCAAUCAGCAAUAUGGCAAUGAUGACUCUGAAUUUUCUUCUGAAUGCAAAACCUGGAUGUCACGAAAGCAAACAUCAAAAGCUGAUGAAUCCUCUUUUCCGAAUGAGGUGGUGUUCACUCAGCCAAGAAAACAUUUCAGUGAUUUGUCUCAUUGCUCCCAAUUUACGGUAGAUGAGUAUUUCCAUGAGGAGACUUUGGGUCAUUCAAGAUCCAAUGCAGUGAGAAAUGUCAUUUAUCAAAUGAUUAUGCUGUCCAUGUGUUUAAUCAUUUCAGUGUGUGCAAGGUGGUUUCUGGGAGGACGUUUUGCUACUUUGCUGGUCUUUUUGCUUCUGAUAAUUUUAGUUUAUGCUGACAAGUCAUCUUUCAUCCGUCUCUUCACAUCUUUCAAAACUACCAAAUUAUGGAAAUAAUUGAAAGAAUGAACUGUGAUUUUGAAGGCAGGAAAAGGGGUGUUAGAAACACAAGAAAUGAGAGAGUGGAAAUGAACUGUGCCAGAAUAGUCCUUCCUGUCACUGGAGACCAGAAGUGCUACCUACACACAAGUCAGGAAUCAGAAGGUUGCAAGAGCAGUUGGAGAGGACAGAAUCAUAAGGUUAAAGUAACACAGAGUCCAUGACCUUUAUCUUUAAAGCACCAAGCCUUAUUUUUCUGACAUUGGAUGUAAAAGAUGAUGCUAAACAUUAAUCCCCUCAAGUGAUCAGUGAUCACUGUUCUGUGACUAUGCUAUCUCAUAACUGGUUUGUUUUACCUGCCAAAUAUGCCAAUUCAGUCAACACAGCAUAGAUUUUCACCUCCCUGUGCUAUAAAAUGAUGAAAAUAUGAUCAUUCUACAAAAUAUUUUGCUACCAUCACUGCUUCCAAUCUGCUUAUCCAUCACUGUGAUAAAACUGGAACCAGUGGAAGCCACAGCUGCUAAAUAUGACCUGUAAUGCUGCCUAUGGAAAGGCUAACUCCACAGGUAUGAUGAAAACAGGCUGGCAGGCACAGUAGAAGUAUCAAUAAACUGUUGUAAAAAUUAAUUUUAAAAAGUUGAAGGUUCUGAUGAAGAAAAAAAAAGGAAAUGAUAAAUCACUGUUCAGCUUCCUUUUUGUAUUUUAUAGUUUCCCUCCUUUAUAGCCAUCCUCAGACAGGACACAUUUGUGAGUGAAUCCCUGGGGAUGUGGGGAAAUGAGAGAAAGCAUAGUUGCAAUUAUUUAAAACAAAGAUGCCAGCCUAUCAAGGGGUAAAUAUCAUUCUGAUUGUAUUUUGAAUGUAAGAUUUAAUAUCAAGCAGAGGAAACAGUCACGUUUUCUAUUUAGGAUCUUAAAAUACUGUUGUUGAGUAUGUUAAAUAUUUCCCUGAUAGAAAUAGUCAGGGUGAGAAUCUUACAGUCCAGUAUUUGUAAUUUAAAUAAAGACAACAGGGCAUACUUCAGGCAAAGAAUCCUAAAGUAAAGGAAAAUUGUUUCACAUAAUAAUAAAUAAUAAUAUGAUGCUAAUAGGCUCCACUCAACUCCAUAUUCUUCUUGUAGUACAGAUAAGCUAGAAUAAUUCUGUGAAUAUUACAUAAUUCAUCUUCUUUAUUCACUGAAUAAGAGUCUACUACAAAUGGACAGAUUGUACUGUACAGCAUUUAUAUAUAUUUUGUGUUACUUAUGAUAUGCUAGGUAUAAUGGGCCCUCUUUUAAAUGGACUUUUUAACCUAAUGAGGAUAAAAUUAUCUUUAUUUUUAAAAUAAUUUCUAGGAAUUAAUUAUGAAAAUAUAAUCAAACUUUUUAUUGCUUUGCUGGAAUAAAACACUGGAUCACAGUUAAUCGAGGCUGAUGAAAGACUAAAGCCAACAUUUUGUAACGUGGAUGCCUAAAUCCAUAUUUAGGCUCCUAAAGAAUAGCAGAUUUAUUUUAGAAGUGCUGAGCAUCUGCAGCUUCUAUUGAGAGGAGAAUCAAGCUCACUCGGGGCAUUCAAAACAGUGUUUCUAGUGAAGUACAAACACUUAUUGAUUGCCACUUGGUGUGACAUUUGUAUACUAUGAGAUGGCUACUGGAAUUUAAAAUUUUGAUCUUCAGUAAUUGAACUCUUGGUCAAUUUUAAUGUAUUAAAUUAAUUAAAAUACAAAUCCACUGAGGAAUUUUGAAGAUGAACAAGAAUAAUAAAUAUAUCACUUUUGGCUGCUGUAAUUCUUGUUCACCAAGCCCUGAUCUGUUGUUUAAACAUUCUUUCCUGUGUAAAAUCAAAUUUCAGGUCCAGUCCUUCAAACAUUUCAUACCAGACAUAUUGCUUACUGCAGUGAGGAGGCUAGGUUCUCAACAUUAACAAGCAUUAUGCUCAGCAGUGUUUGUAGGAGCCCUUAUAUUGUAAGCUCUUUGAAGUAGGGACAAGUCAGUUUUUAUCCAUCUGUGAAGCACCAGAUACACCUGUGGAACUAUACUAACAACAGCAGUAGCCCUCAAAAAAGAGGUGUAGUAAAAAAGAAUACCAGCACAUAAAAGAGGUACGGACUUUGGAACCACUUGUAUUUUAUAAUAAAAUGCUUAUAUAUUAGAAUGUAAAUAGAGAACAAUUAUUACUUCCUUUUUUUCCAGGUAUCAAAGAAUCUUGCUAAGAAUUGCACACAUUUGUCAAAUUGGCAUGCUUGUUAUAUCUUUGUCAUUCAGGGUACGUCUACACAGCAGCGUUAUUUCAGAAUAACUGAUGUUAUUCCAA